This is a messenger RNA of Acanthamoeba castellanii str. Neff, 1857 nucleotides long. RefSeq names its product protein kinase domain containing protein. Gene Ontology annotation, biological process: protein phosphorylation. Gene Ontology annotation, molecular function: protein kinase activity; ATP binding. The record is from RefSeq and is a predicted model, not a curated record. The coding region runs from base 1 to 1857 and encodes 618 amino acids. NCBI's taxonomy places the organism in Eukaryota, Discosea, Longamoebia, Acanthamoebidae. The transcript is spliced from 14 exons.
AUGAAGGGGCUGAGUCAGCAGAUCAAGAAGCUUGCGGGCGAGCAGAAGGCGUUGCGCAAGCAACUGAGGGAGCACGCCCAGAAGGUAAUUGAUUCCAAGUUUGACGAUAAGCUGUUGGAUGCGCUCGAGGAGCUGGAAAAGAAAGAAGUGGAGAUGGAGACCCAGCACAUCGCUCUUCGCCGCUCCUGGCUCGACGCGACACAGAAAGAGAGACGAGAGCGUCUCCAGGAAUCGCAGAGCAAGUUGAGCAAGAGCGGCGGCCUGGCGAGUAGUAGGUCCAUCUUCUCCAAUUCGGUGGCUCCGCGGCAGCUCGACGAGCUCAGCACUCGCGUAUUCGGUAAGAGCUCGCGCGCUGCACUCAAGGGUCCCAACCCCUUCCUCGAGGAGCAACAACAAGCAGGUGGCGCUGAGCUGGACCACGACAUCUCGACUUGGGAGCUCAGGAGCGAAGAAAUCGCCUUCGGAACGAACAAGCUCGGCGAGGGAUCGUUCGGUUCCGUCACGGAAGGCAAGCUUCGCGGCAAAUCGGUGGCCAUCAAGACUAUCACGCCGAAGUAUGACGCAGAUGAGAUCAACUCAAUUCUGGAUGAUUUCAGAAAUGAGUGCGCUGUUAUGAGCAAGCUCUUGCACCCCAACGUGCUGCUGCUGAUGGGCGUCUGCAUCGAUCGCAAGGCCCAGAGCGAUCAGCUCAAACUCAUCAUGGUCACUGAGCUUAUGGCACGAGGUAGCGUGUUCGAUCUUUUGCACAAGGAUGCGAAGCGGAAGAUCGUUUUCAAGCAGAGGAUGAAGUUUGCCAAAGAUGCUUGCCUGGGCAUGAAUUGGCUUCAUCUGUCCAAUCCUCCUAUCCUGCAUCUCGACCUUAAGACCGCAAAUCUGCUGGUGGAUCAAAAUUGGGUGGCGAAGGUGUCGGAUUUCGGUCUUUCAAGAGUGAAGAAGGCGGACAAGAACAAGGGCGCCACCGGUUCGCCCGUGUACAUGGCGCCUGAGGUUUUGGCGGACAAGGCCUACGACGAAAAGGCCGACGUCUUCAGUUUUGCUGUCGUGCUGUGGGAGCUAGUGACCAACAAGAAGCCCUACGAGGAGGAGCAGUUCGAGUCCUUGGACGAAAUCUACGACCACGUGGUGAUCGAUGGCGCUCGACCCAAGAUUCCCGCUGAGCCCACGUUCCAGAGCAUCAUCGACUCACACCUGCUUGAUGAAGUGAUCGUCGACGCCAUCAUCAGCAACACCAACCAAGACGCCCGUGCCUUCUGGAAGAAGUGCUUCACCGAAAAGGACGAAAUCCUCGAGGCCGUGAAGUGGAAGACUUUCAUUCGAGAGCUGGUCACUUUCUGCAAGAUCGAGUUCCCCCAGGGUUCUGUCAUUGACGACCAAAUUGAAGUCAAGUCGCUCAAGCUGGUGCUAGCGAACAAGGAGGACGUGGUGACGAUCGAAAAUUUCAGCAGAGCGCUGGAGUGGUUUGGACCCUUUACGCUCGAUCGUCAGUUCAUGGACAACGUGCAGGACACCAUCUCCAUCAGCGGUUUCUUUGGCGACAUCUCCAGCCAAGAGGCCGAGCAGAUCAUGGCCGGCAAGAAAGCGGGCCAGUACAUGGUCAGGUUCAGCACGCAGCAGCCCGGUUUCUACACCAUCACCGCCAUGUCCGAAGAGAACGCGCUGAAGCACUACCGCAUCAAGCACAAGGCCGGCUUGGGCUUCCUCUUGGGCAAUGCGGAGUACCCAUCUCUCCCGAAGCUCAUCAAGGCCAACAGGAAGGAGCUCUACCUGAAGCGUGCGGUCAAGGGCUCCAAGUACUCGCAGUUGUUCGUGGCGCACGAGGAGAAGAACGAGUCCGCCUACAUCGAGAUGAUGGUGUAA